AUGUCACAUUAUUCUGUUUUGUCAUUAAAUAUUUCUCUUUUUUCACAUUCACUUCAGCUUAUAUCUAAACUCAUUCGAUUCUAUCCUCAAUUGUUUAACUUAUUCUAUAGUUCAUUUAGGGAUUUAUGUAUUCAACCAUACAUUGGAAGGUUUACUCCAAUUCAGUUGGAAAAUGUAUCAAUAUUAGUAGAGUUUCAUGUCAGUAAAAUUGUUGAAAUUGCUAUUGAACAUAAUGCAAUAGCUAGCAUACCAAUGCUUUAUCCUGUUACAUCACUUUUUAAUGUUCAUUCAGAACCACCACCAAGUAAUUGUCGAGUAGUAAAAAAGAUUGUUGAUCGAUAUCCUGGAAUUGAACGUUUAAGUGGAGAUCAAUUAGCAGAAAUUCUCAUUAAUAUAAUUGAACGUCCAGUCCCAGACUUUCCAUAUCGAUAUAAUAUGCCACCAAUAAUGAUGUCACAUUUUUAUUCAAUUUGGACUGCUUUUACGAAUAAAAUGGAAGAAGGUAUGAUAGAAGAAGAUAGAGAGAAUGAUAGAUUUCAAGAGAAAGAAAAAGAAGUAGUAACUAACAGAUUAAUUAGUAUGGAAGAAAUCAAACUUGAAGAACAAGAAGAGGUUGAAGUUGUUAAUACUAAUUUAAUUGAUCUUCAAAGAGAUGAUACACUUUUAACAGUAGUUGAGUUUGCUACAGAUUCAGUAGUUCGACUAUGUCAUAGUUAUGAACAAAGUUGUCAUCCUGAUGAAAAAAGACUUUGUGAAAAAGUAGUUUCAGAUAUAUUAUUAAUGUUAAUAAAAGAAGUUGAUUUAGAAACUAUACGUUUAGAAGAUAAAACACUUGUAGAUUAUUUGAUUUAUUUUACUACAAAGGAUAAUUGUAAAAAUAUAAAAUUAAUCAUAUUUCUUAUGUUUGAACUAUACCUUAGAAAGUAUAAUGAAUUGUAUUUAACAGUUUUCAAAAAAAUGUUGUUUGAAUUAAUUCAUCCACCACAACCAGGACUUAUUACAUUUUUUAAUCAAAUUCCUUUUAUUCCACGUGACAUAGAAGAAAUAGAUAAUAUCCUUUCAUUAUUAAGAAUUGAAAAACCAAUGGAAGAGGAAGAAACAAAUAACACUUCACAAAACAAUCAAAUAAAUGAACAAAAUAAAAAAGAAGAAGAAAGUCCUAAGAAAGAAGAAAAGAAAAUAGAAAUAACUAUUUCAGACAAUGAAGAAAAUAAUGAAAUUGUAAAGAAAGUUGUUGAUUUUACAAUUAGAAUUAUUAAACAAACACCACAAAGUUAUAUUGUUUUAUUACCAUUAUUAACAAAACAUUUAUAUUGUUAUCCAAUUGAUUUACAAAUUAAUGUUAUUACUAGAAUUUGUACUGAAAUUUAUCCAUUUAUCCCUGGGGGAUUUCGUAAUGGAAUUGUUCCUAUUUUAAAGUUAAUUUGUGAAUCAAAUGAAUAUGAAUAUACAAUAGCUAUUGUACGUUUAUUAUAUUCAAUGUGCUUAUACCAAAAUGAUUUAUUAAUAGAAAUAAUUAAACAAUUACAAGAUAUAAGUGUUACUGAUACAUUUAUUGAUGCAUUCUUUGGUAAUUUAACCUCUCUGUUAAAACCAUUAGUAUACAUUAUAUUUGAAGAACAAAAUUUUAUUCAAUAUGUUUAUUUUAUUUCAACUAAUGAUAAUAAAUUGAAUCAAUAUAAAAUUACAUUACUUGAAAACAUUUGUGACUUUUAUCUUCCAUCUCUUCCUGAACAUCAAUGUUCAGUUAGAGUACAAACAUUAGUAAAUGUUAUAUUAUCAUAUUUUUUAAAAGAACCAAUGAAAUAUACUCAAUUUGUUAUUAGUAUUCUUCCAGUACUUAAUCCUCCUUAUUUUAAACAAAUAUUUUCAUGGUUAAUUAGUAAUUUAGAGUCUCAACCAAAAUAUAUUGAAAUUAUAUUUGAUCGUAUAAUUUCAAGUAGAGCUUCUCGUUAUAAAUUUGAAGAUAUUAUUAUUAAUUUAAUUAAUUCUAAAACAAGUCAUCUAGUUGAAUAUGUAGAAGUUCUUUGUUCUGUUGUUAAGAAUCAUCCAAAUACUUUAUUAAGAACAAAAAUUAAUUUUAUGCAAUCUAUGGAUAUUCUUAUUUCAAAAAAGACAGAUACUUUUUCUUGUCUUCUUUGUCUUGUUAAUAUAAUUAAAUUAUCUACUGGAAUUAAAUACAUUACACUUAUUGAUAAAUUACUUCGAGUUAUCAAAACAAGUGAAAUUACUGAUACGAUAUUACCAGUGUUUGUUGAAUUGAUUGAAUUAACAAUUCCUUCAGGAAUUCAUUUAUUAAUGUUAUUAUCAGAAGAAAAGAUUAGAGGUGUUAUGAAUGAACAUCCAAAGAUUGUGCAAAUUAUUAGAGAACUUCCACGACAAGAUUAUGACAAGUUAGAUAAAACAGUUAGAAAAGUUAUAGAAUCUUUAAUCAAACCAAAUUGA
This is a messenger RNA of Entamoeba dispar SAW760, 2445 nucleotides long. RefSeq lists its product as uncharacterized. The transcript has a single exon. The coding region runs from base 1 to 2445 and encodes 814 amino acids. Lineage: Eukaryota; Evosea; Mastigamoebida; Endamoebidae. The record is from RefSeq and is a predicted model, not a curated record.